UGUUGCUCCGGUGCUCAAACAGAAGAGCAGUAGAACACUGACUGCACGGGUGAUGCCGUUGACUAUCAGCCUGGACGCAUAUGCAUCUGAGACAUCGGAUGCAUCCAGAUCAUCCAGCAACGAUUCAUUUGCCACUUCACUGCUUCCCAGAAACGAUUCGUCAGAUAAGAAGUUGAUGAAAGAGGAGUUUGUCUGGAACUCUUCAUUUUUGCAGAUGGUGACCUUGUUUUUAGUGAUGAUCCUCUGGAGUGCAGACAACAUGGCUUUACCAGCCGUCUAUGCCGAGAUCGCGCAACAUUUCCAGUUGACUCCUGGUGAUUUGGGCGGCCUGGGCUUGGCACGUGGCAUCUUCGAAUCCAUCUGCGCGUUGCCCGCAGGGUUUUUGGCAGAUCGUUUGCCACGACCGCGGCUGAUUGCUUUGGGCUGCAAUAUCUGGGCCUUGGGCUUGGUUGGCUGUGCCUUUUCACCCAACUUGAGGUGGAUGAUCAUUUUCCGUGCCGUCAAUGGCGUUGGUCUUGGUAUCGUGCAGCCCUUGCUUUUCAGCCUGAUUGCCGACAAGAGCGGUGCUAGCGGUCGAGGGCGUGCCUUUGGAUUUUUGCUUUGUACCGGAAAUUUGGGGCAAACCGCCUUCACAGCUUGUGCCACUGCCAUUGCCCCCCUGCAGCUUGGAGGAGUGGCUGGCUGGCAAUGUGCCUUGAUUUUGAUCUCGGCGCUGAGUGCAUUGAUUGGACUCCUGGUGCUGCUACUGGUGACCGACACAGCACAGGUGGAACAGCGGAAGAUGCUGGACAUUCUGAGGGAUGAAACACCACG
Molecule: messenger RNA, 813 nt
Organism: Cladocopium goreaui
Lineage: Eukaryota; Dinophyceae; Suessiales; Symbiodiniaceae
Source: the annotation of a GenBank genome assembly